GUGCUAAACUGGAGAGAAGAAUCUGCAAAAUAUACAAGGACUUCCAAACCAAAUGGGUAGAUAGUGUGAUGACCCAAAUUGGUAGCAACUUAGCAUAUGACCAGGUGAAAACUGUCAUGAACGCCUGGAUGGAAACUGUAAGGCAGAAGGAGGAUCUGCAUGCUAAAUGCCUUAAAGCCAUGUAUGCUGCAAGAGGCCCAAUCGAUCGCCUUCAUCAGUACAUUCACUCUGAAAAUAUCAAUGCUUCAAACAAGGCCACACAGUCAAUGUAUGUGAGAGCCAGGAAAAAGCAGAUGAAGCUGGAGAAGGAGAUAGAACAGUUGAAGGAUGAGUUCUACCAGACAAAGGACAAGGCAGAUGACUUCAAGCCACAGCUGGAUGAAGCCUACAGAGAGAGGGAGGACAAUCCCACCAAGUUCCAGGUUCUCUUGGGGCACUGGCAGAAACUAGAGGCUGAAGCUGCAGGGGCCAAGACAACCUACAGAGACAAGCUCAGAGAGGAAAAAUCCACACGAAUGACUUUCAUUGAGGAAAUGAAAAAAUUCCAGAAUGAUUCGGAUGCCUUUGAGAUGGCUCGUCUUGAAAACCUAAAGACGGUUUUGGGUUUGAUGUUGAAGAGCAACAAAAAUGUAGAGUUUCACAGGAAAGAGAAACUGAAGGCAAUAUUUGAAGAAGGUAUUUCCGAACUUGAAAAGUUGGACAUCGAGAGAGAAAUUGCUGUCUUCAACCAGUUCUACGUGUAUGAGCAUAAGUUUCCACAGGAAGAGCUUCACCCAUCGGAGGUCAACGAACAAAAGGCAAGUAGGACAUCAGAGGAGAAAUCCGACGUGGCAUCAUCACAGAAGUGGGCCACAUCAAGAAAGUCCAUGGUGUCAGAUGUUGUUCAAAUCCUGCCAGCCAGAGACAACACAGCUGUGUUUGUACAGACCGGGGUAGAUUCAGAUUCAGAUCACAAUGAGGACUCAUGGAAGCAUUCCCGUCCCAUACCUGUCACUACCCCAAGGCUGGUGACUGCAUCCCAACCACCUGAUGUUGAGAUUCCCAACGCUGUGAUGGAGACAACAACAUAUAGAGCUCCUGUCAUCAAGGAGACCAUAGUGGAAAAUUACAAGGGCCUCUCGGACUCUGACUCUGAUGUUGACACCCAGACAGUGAGUCCAACACUUCCAAUGACCCAAUCUUCAGACCCCAAGAGAGCAUGAAGUCAGCAGCAGGCAAGAAGGUCAAAGUGUAUGCUCUGAAGGACUUCACUGCUCGCUCAGAGGAUGAACUGACAUUCAAAGCAGG
Messenger RNA from Haliotis rubra (blacklip abalone), 1287 nucleotides. RefSeq lists its product as uncharacterized. Bases 69 to 1202 code for a protein of 377 amino acids. The record is from RefSeq and is a predicted model, not a curated record. NCBI's taxonomy places the organism in Eukaryota, Metazoa, Mollusca, Gastropoda, Lepetellida, Haliotidae. The transcript has 10 exons.